AUGAAAAUAACGCGAAAAAGUUGGUUGCAGGGCAAGGCGAACCGUGACCAGUCACUAGAACACCUCAGACAACAUAUUCACAAAUUCUACGUGCCACUUGGCCGCCAGUUCAUGGUGCUAUUUCCUGAAGACGGAAAUUUCAACCAAAGCUUCGCCAAUAAGAUCAUCGAUUACAAGAUAGGUGAUAGUGUGGAAUGGAUCCUGGAUGUUACCAUCGCCUAUUCCGAGAAAAUCCCUCUGCAUUUACUAGACGUGGUGCCAACAGACUCUGAAGGCAUGACAAAUUGGCUCUACGACAGGUUUAUAGAGAAAGACAAGAUGCUUGAAGAGUUUUACCGCACUGGGAAAUUCCCCGCUGGCUCCACCACUUGUGUGACUCGACGUGUGAGGCAGGACAACCUUCGAUAUCUGAUCCUGCACAUGUUCUUUAUAGCAUCAAGCAUCUUUCAGUACCAGAUGUUCUCGUCACUCGUAAGCUACUUCUGGUAA
This is a messenger RNA of Chilo suppressalis (striped riceborer), 489 nucleotides long. NCBI's taxonomy places the organism in Eukaryota, Metazoa, Arthropoda, Insecta, Lepidoptera, Crambidae. The record is from the annotation of a GenBank genome assembly.